AUGCUCGGGACUGUAAAAGAGCCUCCUGAGAUUAGUUUAGUUCUGUAUCCUCAAGGAUUGACUGGUAAUAAAGAAAGCUAUGUCAAAGUUGAUUUGUGUGUCAAAUGCCCACAGACAUAUCCUGAUAUUGUUCCUGAAAUAGAGCUAAAAAAUGCAAAAGGCUUGUCAAAUGAAAACAUUAAUUUACUAAAAAAACAAUUGGAGGAAUUGGCAAAACAGUGCUGUGGAGAGGUAAUGAUAUUUGAGCUUGCAGACCAUGUACAGUCAUUUCUCAGUGAGUACAAUAAGCCACCUUCUAAAUCUUUUCAUGAAGAAAUGCUAAAAAAUCAACAAAAAGAACAAGAGAGACUGGCCCAAGAAGAAGAGCGUCAGAUACAAGAAGUUAAAAGAAGAGAGGAACAGGAACAACGUGAAAUUCUUGAUGAGAUUCAGAGAAGGGAGGAGGAGAAGAGAGAAGAGAAAAAAAAGAAGGAAAUGGCAAAACAGGAACGUUUGGAAAUUGCUGCUUUGACCAGCCAGGAAAAUCCUUUUGGAAAAGACACUGGAGGGCUCAAAUAUGGUUCCAAUUUAAAUGGUGUCCCUCUGGAACAUGGAGGGAACAAUAAACAUCGUGCACAUUCCAUCGGGCGUUCAAAACGGGAACGUCAGUAUUCUGUGUGUAGUAAUGAAGAGUCCCCUGGAAAUCAUGAAGUUUUGUAUUUCAGUAUGGCUAGUGCUGGACAGCUUGUUGUCCACAAAGGAAAAUGUAUAGAUAGGGAUGAGCAGCUUGGUAAAUCAGUCUACAAUGCCUUGGAAAUACGGAGUGGCGAUUUUGUCUUAGUACAUGAAUGGGUUCUUCAAUGGCAGAAAAAAAUGGGAAGAUUUCUUACAAGUCAAGAAAAAGAAAAGAUUGAUAAAUGCAAAAAACAGCUUCAGGGUACAGAAACAGAGUUCAAUUCACUGAUGAAGCUAUAUCACCCAAACAUAGUACGUUAUAUAUCUAUGAGCCUUAAAGAGCAUGACGACUCGAUUGUGGUAGACAUUUUAGUGGAGCAUGUUGGUGGAUCCAGCCUUUCUACAUAUCUGAGCAAAGAGACCCCUAUUCCCAUUGAUCAGCUGCGCUGUUAUGCAACCCAGCUUUUGUCAGCUCUCGACUAUUUACACAGUAAUUCCGUGGUGCACAAAGUUCUGUGCGCAUCCAGUAUCCUGGUAGAUGCUGAAGGGAAUAUCAAGGUGACAGACUACAGCAUUUCAAAGCGUCUUGCUAGUAUCUGUAAAGAGGAUGUUUUUGAACAAACUAAAGUUCGAUUUAGCGAGGAUGCUCUACCCAACAAAUCUGGAAAAAAAGGAGACGUUUGGCAUCUGGGCUUGCUACUGCUUUCUCUCAGCCAGGGUCAAGUGAGCAGGGAAUAUCCGGUCACUGUUCCUAAUGACUUACCUGCUGACUUCCAAGAUUUUCUGCAAAAAUGCGUUUGCUUGGAGGAUAAGGAGAGGUGGAGUCCUCAGCAGUUGUUACAACACAGUUUUAUACACUCUUCCCAAAUGAAAAUACCUGUAGCAGAAGAAAAUGCAGAUGAUUCAGCAGGAAUAGAUUGCCUAGAGACAGUUAUUCCCAGUGGUCAGGUGUCCAAUGCUGCAUUCUUCACAGAAACACAAAGGCAAUUGUCACGUUACUACAAUGAAUUUGAAGAACUACAACUGCUUGGUAAAGGAGCUUUUGGAGCAGUCAUCAAGGUACAAAACAAGCUUGACGGCUGCUGUUAUGCUGUGAAACGUAUUCACAUAAAUCCUACCAGCAAGCAGUUCCGGAGAAUUAAAGGGGAAGUAACAUUACUUUCUCGUCUAAACCAUGAGAAUAUUGUGAGAUACUACAAUGCUUGGAUAGAAAAACAUGAGAGCCCCCUCCUAAGUGCAUCAACAUCAGAAACUACAGGAGAGAAGAAAAUCUUCACCAAGUUAGAGCUUAGUGGGAAACUUGAAGGAGAAACUAUGGAUGAAGUGGAGGCUAAUGCCCCUCCCCCUGUUUUGACAAGUUCUAUUGAGUGGAGUACCUCCUGUGAAAGAUCUUCUAGCAAUAAAUUUAGUAGAGCUAAUCAAGAAUCCAGUGAUGAUGAUGAUGACGACGACGAUGGUGGAGGGGUGUUCUCACAGUCAUUUUUACCAACCACGGAUUCUGAAAGUGAAAUCAUAUUUGAUAAUGAAGGUGAAAAUAGUAAAAGUCCUUCUCUGAAUGAAGAACACAGUGAAAAGAAUAGUCACAGUGAAAAAGAUAAAGUAUCGGUGGUUCAGACGAUACACUACCUAUACAUUCAGAUGGAAUAUUGUGAAAAGAGUACAUUACGGGAUACUAUUGACCAAGCAUUGUGUGAAGAUACCAGUCGUCUUUGGAGACUUUUCCGAGAAAUAUUGGAUGGAUUAGCUUACAUCCAUGAAAAAGGAAUGAUUCACAGAGAUUUGAAACCUGUAAACAUUUUUUUAGAUUCUGAGGAUCAUGUGAAAAUUGGUGAUUUUGGGUUAGCUACAGAUCACCCAGCAAAUACAGUUGAUUCUAAACAAGGGGAAGAUCAUUCAGACAGCAGUCUCGCUAAGCCUGACCCAUCAGGUAGCUUGACAGGGAUGGUUGGCACUGCAUUAUACGUGAGCCCAGAGGUCCAAGGAAGCACUAAAUCAACAUAUAAUCAGAAAGUGGACCUGUUCAGCCUGGGGAUAAUAUUCUUUGAGAUGUCCUACCAUCCUAUGAGUACUGCAUCAGAAAGGAUCUUUGUUCUCAGCCAAUUAAGACUUCCUACUAUUGUAUUUCCAGAAGACUUUGAUCAAGUGAAACAUGCAAAGCAGAGAUUGGUUAUUAGUUGGCUUUUGAAUCAUGAUCCUGCAGCACGGCCAACUGCCAUGGAGCUACUAAAAAGCGAACACCUCCCACCUCCCCAGAUGGAGGAGUCUGAAUUGCAUGAAGUACUUCACCAUACCUUAGCCAAUGUUGAUGGGAAAGCCUACAGGACUAUGAUGAGUCAGAUAUUUUCACAACGCAUCUCCCCAGCAAUAGACUAUACCUAUGAUAGUGAUAUGCUAAAGGGUAGUUUUUCGAUUCGGGCAACUAAGAUACAGCAGCACGUGUGUGAGACUGUCAGCCGGAUCUUUAAAAGACACGGAGCUAUCAAGUUACCCACCCCACUGCUAAUGCCUAGAAAUAGGAAACUGUAUGAACAUAAUGAAGCUUCAUAUUUCAUGGAUCACAGUGGGAUGCUGGUGAUGCUGCCUUAUGAUCUCAGGAUUCCUUUUGCAAGAUUUGUAGCUAGAAAUAGUAUAUCAAACUUGAAAAGGUAUUGUAUAGAACGAGUUUUCAGGCCUCGGAGAUUAGAUCGUUGUCACCCCAAAGAACUCCUAGAAUGUGCAUUUGACAUUGUCACUUCCACUGGAAAUACCUUUUUACCUAUUGCAGAAGCAAUCUAUGCCAUUUCGGAAAUCAUCCAUGAAUUUCCAGUUCUGCAGGAAAGAAACUACAGCAUCUACCUAAACCACACUGCCUUAUUGAAAGCUAUACUCUUGCACUGUGGAAUACCAGAAGAUAAACUCAAUCAAGUUUACAUCAUUCUGUAUGAUGUUGUGACUGAAAAGCUAACUAAAAGAGAAGUGGAAGCCAAAUUUUGCAAUCUUUCUGUGUCACCAAAUAGUCUUUGUCAACUGUACAGAUUCAUUGAGCAGAAGGGAGAGUUAAGCAGCAUAUUCCCAACUCUAAACACAAUGAUAAAACGAAAAACAGGUGUCACACAGCUGGUGAAGCAUGGCAUGAAAGACUUAGAGGAAGUCAUAAGUCUCUUAAAGCAGUUUGGCAUAAAACUUCAGGUUUGUAUAAAUUUGGGACUGGUAUACAAAGUACAGCAGCACAAUGGAGUUAUCUUUCAGUUUAUAGCAUACAUCAAACGGAGACAAAGAACGGUUCCUGAAAUCCUUGCAGCUGGAGGCAGAUAUGAUCACCUGAUUCCACAGUUUCGAGGGCCACAAACACUAGGACCAGUUCCUUCUGCUGUUGGAGUCAGUAUAGCGAUCGAUAAAAUUACCACUGCUGUUUCCAGCAUGGAGGACCCUGUUACUGUUAGCUCCUGUGAUUUGUUGGUUGUAAGUGUUGGACAGAUGUCAGUGGGGAGAGCCAUUAACAUUGUUCAGAAACUCUGGACUGCAGGAAUUUCAGCUGAAAUCAUGUACGACUGGUCCCAGUCGCAAGAGGAAUUGCAGGAAUAUUGCAGAUAUUCUGGAAUUACAUAUGCAGCUCUUGUCUCUGAUAAAGAAGGAAAUCAUGUAAAGGUGAAAUCAUUUGAAAAGGAAAGGCAGACAGAGAAAAGGAUUUUAGAAUCUGAUUUAGUAGAACACCUGGCCCAGAAACUGAAGACCAAAGUCUCUGAUGAAAGAAAUAACAGGGAAACUUCAGAUAAUCUCUCAAUACAAAAUUUAAAGGGAUCAUUUUCUAACACUUCAGGUUUAUUUGAAAUGCAUGGAACUUCUGUAGUUCCAACUGUGAGCAUUAUAGCACCUGAGAAAUUGUCUGCUAGUGCCAGACGACGUCAAGAAAUUCAGGUGCAAACAAGACUGCAGACGUUCAUCACUAACUUGCAACAGAAAAUAAGCGAGAUUGAAAUUCUGGCAGUUGAUCUACCAAAAGAAACUAUAAUGCACUUCCUCUCGCUAGAAUGUGAUGGAGACGAACAAUCAUUUUAUGCAACUGUGAAACAACUGAUGUCACGAUUACCAAAGCAGAAAUACCUACAAGCAGUUUGUGAUGAAAUUUACAAUAUCAAAGUAGAGAAGAGAGUUCCUGUGCUUAUCCUGUACAGUUAUCGAGAUGAUUACUACAAAGUUCUAUUUUAGUUCUUAAAAAAACCCUGUUACUGGGGUGUUUCAGUUGCAGCACUUGACUUUUUCUAAAGCUCCAUGUCCUGAACAAAAAACGUUCGAUCAACUCUGCCACUGUUUUGCAUCUAUUUCAAGAAGCUGUGAUAAAAACAAGGCAGGGUAAAUACUGUUUAUUUUUUUAGUGUAAAGUGUUUAAGGUUUUGUAUGCAAUAUGUAACUGUAACAUACAUCGUCUAAACAAAUUCAAAAUAAAUGUUUUAUAAUCA
This is a messenger RNA of Gavialis gangeticus (Gharial), 5093 nucleotides long. It is a transcript of the gene EIF2AK4, whose product is annotated as eukaryotic translation initiation factor 2 alpha kinase 4. Gene Ontology annotation, cellular component: cytosol. The transcript has 39 exons. The record is from RefSeq and is a predicted model, not a curated record. Gene Ontology annotation, molecular function: eukaryotic translation initiation factor 2alpha kinase activity; ATP binding; protein binding. Lineage: Eukaryota; Metazoa; Chordata; Crocodylia; Gavialidae. The coding region runs from base 1 to 4842 and encodes 1613 amino acids. Gene Ontology annotation, biological process: regulation of translational initiation by eIF2 alpha phosphorylation; DNA damage checkpoint signaling.